Molecule: messenger RNA, 2393 nt
Organism: Lolium perenne
Lineage: Eukaryota; Viridiplantae; Streptophyta; Magnoliopsida; Poales; Poaceae
Source: RefSeq, a predicted model, not a curated record
ACAUCAGACCGGCCAGCUUCCACCCCAGAAAAUGGAGGGAAAACGAGAGAAAAUGGCGGGAAACGCCCCCUUCCGCCAGUAGCACCGCCCACGCCGAGCAGCGCCUGCCUCCGACGAAUCCGUCCAUGGGCAAACGCGAGGGCUCCUCCCGCCGCGCGGCAGGUGUAGAACCGUGCGCCUCCUCCGACUCCAGCCCCGGUGCCAGUGCCACCACCAGCACGAGGAAGCGGAAGGCCCCGGCGGCCGCUCGGAAUCGGGGGCGCCGGAGGACACAGGACUACAGCACCAAUCGCAUCCCCGUGUACUACGGCCAUAUGGAGAACGUGCUAGAUCGUUAUAAUCUAAGGGGAAAUGCUCUGGACGGACGAGCCCACAUAGUCGCCGAGCUGCCGCAACCCCGGCCGAUGUCAUUGGCCGAUCUGCGGCUCUGGAUCUUGAAGCUGUUCCGGCUCCAUCCAGAAACGCAGGAUCUCUUUAUCAUGGGCUUCUUCAGAGAGUACAGCACCAACAUUCUUUCGGAUAGCUUCGUCGACGUUUUUACAUACUCUGAGUCUGUGGAAGUGGAACCUAUUCACCUGGAAUCCCAUCUGGAGGGCAUGGAAUGGGACACCCGCUAUAUCUCCGGUGACAGAUGCUGGACCUCAUUUGCCAAUAAAAUGAAGAGAAAGAAUAUGGUUCAGGACUUCAGGCUGUACGUGGCCUGUCAUCAACUCCAGCACUACGAUGCUCUGCGGAAAGCAGCGUGUGACGAUGUGCUGCCGCCGAGGAUGGAAAAUCUGCCAACCGAUGACUCGCAUGGUAAUCCCUCCGGCCCCGUGCAAGGCCCCAAAUUGACGCCUGAGGAAUUUUCAGUGUAUCUUGAUGGCUGGUACAACAAAAACAUCAGUCUCCCUGAGGCGUGGAGGGCGAAACAGGAGGCUUUGGAGAAGAAGUUUGGUACUUUUUAUAGUUCAUACAACUCGGUCCCGAGGUUACUUCAGGAGAUAGAAUGCAUCCCUGGUGGUUUCGUUGACAUCCAGGAUUCAGAGGUUGCAGGCUGCGAGGAUUUUCGAGUCCUCCACCAUAUAUUCUGGGCAUUUGGACAUUGCAUACGAGCCUUCCGUUACUGUCGUCCUGUGCUCUGUGUUAAGGGCGCACCGUUAUGUGGGAAGUACCAAGGGGUGCUGUUGACUGCCCUUGCAUUAGAUGCUAAUGAUUGCCUUGUUCCAGUAGCAUUUGCUGUUGCCGAGAGCGAGACGAAAGAAAGCUGGCUUUGGUUCCUAAGGAAUGUGAAGCAAGCAGUUGUGAAGGAGCGCUCUGGUGUCUGCAUUAUACAUGACUGCAAAGCAGAGUUGGUUGAUGCUGUAGAUGGUAUUCAGAAUGACCCUGAAGAACCGCAUCCAUGGAGAGAUGUAAAGAGCCGGUGGUGUAUGCAACACCUUGCACACACAUAGCCAUGUAUUGAAGGGGAUACUCUGCCUUCCGCUCGGCGCCAUUGUGGAGGUUACGUUCAAGCGCAUGGCUGAGUACUUCAACAACACAAGUGCCGCAGCAAAUGAAGCAAUCAAGAACCCAGCAAUAGAGUUCCCUCAACGUGUCCAGGAUGACAUGAAUUUGAAGAUGCAGAAGGCCCAUAAGCAUCAGGUGACGAUCUGCAUGAAUCCCAAGAACAAAAAUGUUAUAUUGGGGGGUGAUGUUGUGAAGUAUGAGGUUCAGACAGGGCAGAAGAGUGUAACCGUUCACCUGUAUUCAAAAUCUAACGGUAUCAUGAAAAAGUCUGGAGGAUGCACACUCAGAAAAAGUGCUGCAUGUUCAUGCAACAAGAUGCGGCUUCUCCGUAAGCCCUGCUCUCAUGUCAUGGCCGUCUGCUGUCAAAUUGGAGUUAGCACUUCUACAAACAUUUCUCCCUACUACAGCCUCCCCUAUCUAGGUAAUACCUGGAGAGGAAAGUUCGUUCUUCCUGAGAAUUUACGAAAGUACAGGGCAAUCAAUCAAUUUUGGUAUGAGAGUAGCUAUAAGAGUAAGAUGACAACUUGGAUCCCAGACAAAAAGUUGGAGUGUGGCCUCCCUGUUUUUCUAACAUCGGACAGUGCACAAACUGGCACAGAUGUGGAAGAGCAAGAGCAAAUCAUUGACAGUGGAGCAAUUCCAGACCAUCAAGGAACCAAAAAACACUGAAUCUAGUACAGCUUGAACUUACUAUGUUAUUUCAUCAACUUAAUCAUAGUUGUACCCUGAGCUUAAAUUAUCCUAGUUAAACUUGAACUUUUUAUUUAUGUGGCUUCUAUAUAUCAUGUCCUGCAAACUGAAUUAUCUUCAGGUAAUAUGUACUUUGACCAUAAAUUAUCCCUGUAGACCUUCCGGUGCAAGGCUGGAAAUCAAUUAUUAAUGUGCCUUCACUUGAAGCUUCACCA